CUGUGAAACUAUGGGGGCGGUGAGUAGCGGUUUGAGUGAUGGUAUUCUGCGUGCAAAUUGCUGUGUUCAACGUCGGCCUCCAGUCCGAUGUUUCAAUCCUCACUUAAACCUGCAGCUGCUGAAGUUGGAACAUUCUGGGGCAAGGAUCGAAGAAGUUUGGUUGGUAAAGCAAGAGAAUGAGAGAUCACAGAUGUCACAAGGAUUUUCGCCCAUGGUGGCCGAACCUGCAGAGACGCGAUUGGCAAUUGUUUACAAUAUCAGCGAGAGCGCGAGCCAACCCUCUCUCAAACCUUUGAGAUUGGACUGGCAGCCAGAUGGUCUGGCAUUCAUGCAAGGUGGACUGUCCAAGAGUUGUGUCAGCGUCAAAGUGCCGGCCGAGCCUUUGUCUCUGGAAGUGCUAAUUCAGCACUUGCACACCCUUGAAAAGAGAGAGUACGACCCACAGUCCUUCACCUCCAAAGACUUUUGUGAGUAUUUGUUUAAUCUCAUAGAGGGCAAAGAAGAAAGAAGCAAAGCACAAAGCUGACCAACGGCCAGAGACCUCACCUGUAGUCCUGAUACGUCAAUUCAUGUCAAUUCUAUUGUGGUCGAAUUUGCCGUCUGAGUACUUCUUCAUACUGCUUGGAUAGACCCUUGCUUACACAUUGAUAGUUUCUGUUUGAAAAGGACUUGCGUCCGCAAUGGGAACUUUUAAGCCAAGGGGCCGUGUGCAAAUAUAUUCGCUGUGGUCAUUGCUUCACCAGAUGAAAA
Messenger RNA from Cladocopium goreaui, 750 nucleotides. Lineage: Eukaryota; Dinophyceae; Suessiales; Symbiodiniaceae. The record is from the annotation of a GenBank genome assembly.